AUGGAGGAAAUGUCGUCUUCCGGUGACCAGCAGAGAUUAGUCACUUCUUUCCUUGAGAUCGCCGUCGAUCAGACUGCAGAAACUGCUCGGCAGUUCUUAAAGGCAACAAGCUGGAAUCUUGAGGAAGCUAUACAGCUGUUCUACGUUGGAGGCGAAGGUGGUAUACUACCAUCUGGUACACACACUCAGCCAGCGUCCAACGAUCACUCGGCUGCACAAUCUCUUGGGGCGGCUACAGACACUGAAUAUGCAAGGAUGCUGCAGAACGAUGUAGAUGAAGUCCGUGCUCCUUUGCCUGUUGUGAGGGAGACUCUUUAUGGUGACUCCAUGUAUUAUGGCCAUGGGGCUAUGAGGGUGGGAAACUCUCAGCGUGAACCAAAUGCUUUGAUUGCUUUCCGUAACUUCAGUGAAGAGCCAAAAAGCCCCGGAAUUUGGGAACCAGAUGAGGGUGCUUCCUCUGCCUCUGCCUCAGCUUCUGCACCGGAGACUGCAUCAGCUCCUCGGGAUAGCUUGGCCUCAUUGUACCGUCCUCCUUUUCAUCUAAUGUUGCAGGGCUCCUUUGAACAGGCAAAAAUCACUUCUUCUUCUCAGGACAAAUGGCUUCUAGUCAACCUCCAGUCUACCACGGAAUUCAGCUCUCAUAUGCUAAAUCGAGAUACUUGGGCAAAUGAGGCUGUCUCUCAGACUAUCAAAGCCAACUUCAUCUUCUGGCAGGUCUAUGAUGAUACCACGGAAGGAAGAAAGGUUUGCACAUACUACAAGCUGGAAUCCAUUCCCGUGGUGCUUGUAAUUGAUCCUACCACUGGUCAAAAGAUGAGAAUGUGGUGUGGAAUGGUCGAACCCGAGACUUUGCUAGAAGAUUUAGUGCCGUUCAUGGACGGUGGUCCUCGUGAACACUUUGCUUCCCUCUCAAAGAAACGGCCAAGAGGCAGCUUCUCACUGGCUCCUCAUUCCAAACCUAAAGAUGUUGCAAAAGAUGAAGAGGAAGAAGAACUGCAGAGAGCAUUGGCUGCUUCCUUGGAAGACAACGACAUGAAAGAGUCGUCUGAUGAUAAGUCACCAACAAUGAUGCCUGAAGAAGUAGCGGUUGAAGCAGUUACAGCCCCGGUCCUGCCAACAUUCCCACCUCUGCCGGAAGAACCAAAGGGAGGCGAUCGCAGCGUUCAAUGCAGAGUCGGGAUCCGUUUACCCAACGGACGAAGACUCCAGAGGAACUUCCUCAAAACCGACACGAUUCAGCUUCUCUGGUCUUUCUGCUAUUCUCAGCUUGAGGAAGAAGAGAGGAAGAAGCCGUUGAAGCUAACACAGGCGAUUCCAGGUGAAUCGAAGACGUUGGAGUAUGACUCUAACUUAACCUUGGAGCAAUCUGGUGUUGCCAAUUCCAUGAUCUCUGCUACAUGGGAAUAG
Molecule: messenger RNA, 1407 nt
Organism: Microthlaspi erraticum
Lineage: Eukaryota; Viridiplantae; Streptophyta; Magnoliopsida; Brassicales; Brassicaceae
Source: the annotation of a GenBank genome assembly